AUGCAGGACGGAGGGGGCGUGAGCUGCGCGGUGGCCGGAGAGGCGCCGGCGCCGACGCCGGCGAGCCGCUGCGCCGGUGCCGGGCUUCUGGGCCUCACCAUCAACCCACCGGGCGGUGAGCCUCCGGCGGAGCGCAUCGGGCGGCUGGUCCGCGAGAGCCCCGUGGUCAUCUUCGCGCGGCGCGGCUGCUGCAUGUGCCACGUCAUGCGCCGCCUCCUGGCCGCCGUGGGCGCGCACGCCACCGUCAUCGAGCUCGACGAGGCCGCCGAGGAGGCCGCCGCGUCGGCCGCGGCCGCAGCCACCGUGCCGGCGCUCUUCGUCGGCGGCUUGCCGGUGGGCGGGCUCGACGGCCUCAUGGGGCUUCACCUCAGCGGCCACCUCGUCCCACGCCUCAGGGAGGUGGGCGCCCUCUGUGGCUAGCCUGCCCUUGCCGUCCGGCAGGUCACGUGUGCGCCCCGUCGGCCCGUUCUGUCCUCAUCUUGUUUGCUGUAGAUACACUAUAGUUACCGUAAUUUAGUUCAAAGCGAGGGAGUCUGAUGCGAAAGUGACGGUGAAUAAGUUGUUGUGCUGUCUGGCGGGACAGCGGAGCUGGGUUGUGAUAGUAAGAUAAAGUUGAGGGUCUGUGCGAUAUAAGUCUGGGUCGAAAUGUAAUUAAUAUACUUGGAGUUUUACAACCAAUAUCACUCUCCUUCUUAGUU
This is a messenger RNA of Lolium rigidum, 698 nucleotides long. Its product is annotated as glutaredoxin-C7-like. The transcript has a single exon. The record is from RefSeq and is a predicted model, not a curated record. The coding region runs from base 1 to 420 and encodes 139 amino acids. Lineage: Eukaryota; Viridiplantae; Streptophyta; Magnoliopsida; Poales; Poaceae.